AUGAAGCGAUGCAAUUCAUUUCAUUCUCGAAUACAAUACUUUGAUAGUCGACAUUGUAAUACAUGCCAUUCCUUUAUGGGUUCAUGUAUUUGUCAUAAAAAAGAUGAAUAUUUUUCAAUGAAUGAUCUCAAUGGCAUCGAUAAAUAUUAUUCAUUAAUGUCAAAACGAAAAGCAAACAUACUGAUAUGGCUUAUCGAUUCAAAAGGUCCAUGGGAAACACCUGAAUCGUUUCUAUGUUUUAAACAAAGUGUGACUAAAUUUGAUCCUGUCAAAGUAUCGAACGAAGAUGAGAUAGAAAUCCGGAAAUCCAACUCGAAAUCGAUUAUAAACAGAAGUUUGAAACAUAAAUCGAGUAUGCAUGUUGAUCAAAAAGAAGCAAUCAUGAAGUCGAAUUUUGUUUAUGCAAAUGUACCUGUUACUACUUCUACUGUUGUUAAUUAUGCACCUUUAUUAGAUUGUGCAAGUGAUUGGUAA
Rotaria socialis is the source of this 474-nucleotide messenger RNA. NCBI's taxonomy places the organism in Eukaryota, Metazoa, Rotifera, Eurotatoria, Philodinida, Philodinidae. The record is from the annotation of a GenBank genome assembly.